CUGGCACGUCCCGUUGCUACUGACCAGCCUGCUCUCUCUCGCUCUGCUCAGGGUGAAGCCGGGAGGAAGGAUCCGGGCCGUCCAGCUAACUGCUUGGUCAUGGAUGGCUUAACGGAGACUAAAGCAUAUGAAAUGUGCACCUCGGCAUAUCGUAGAACGACCUGCUUAUUGGGCCAUGACAGUUUUGUAGAAUUCCAGCCAUUAUACGAGAAAGUUGAUCCGGUUACCUUCUGGCUUUCUCAUCCUAUUCAUAUUAUAAGAGGGAACUGUGAUGUUGUUAAAAUUUAUAUGGUCUGGCCCAUCCUUAUUAAACAAAUUGAUUAUAUGAAAUACAUACCGAACCGACUUGCAGAUUAUUCCGACAUGAGCAUAAAAGAAUUAAACUUCAUCGAGCUCUUAGAAGAUCUUGCAGACCUAGUUAAGAAAGUGGCGGAUGAUCGACUUGCUAUAGAGGGCAUACUAAGGAUUGGGACCAAACUGCGAGCUGGCCGAACUAGGAAGCUUUUGGCCGAAGCCUUAAAUUGGGUCCAGGCCACAGGGGACAAAGUGCUUCAUAACAAACUCCAAGAGCAGGAAAAUAUCAGCAGUCCUGCACUGCCGGCUUUCUUUAUUGACUAUGCAUUAUAUAUAUCCAGGAUGGCAGAAGAGGGUCUGACCCUGGUGUCGGUGUUUAAAAACCAAAGCUGUCCAACGUGUUCAGAGGUGGCUGAAACAAUGAAGAUUUUGGGAAAUAAUGCGUUUACAAAUGAGCAGUUUAAUUUGGCAGUGGAAAAUUAUUCUAAAGCAAUACAAUACAGUCCCAACAACCAUCUUCUCUUCAGUAAUCGAUCGCUCUGCUUCACUCGAAUGGGGAAAUUCGGGAAAGCUCUAGCUGAUGGGAAAAAAGCAGUCAUUCUUAAACAGAAGUGGCCUAAGGGUCAUUAUCGCUUUUGCGAAGCGCUUUUUCUGAUAGGAGAAAGAGAACGAGCAUUGGCGUCUAACGAAAAAGCGCAAGAACUGUGCAAAGACAGUCCUGAUGGUAUACGAGAUUUAAUACAGCAGCACGCAAAGUUCAAAACGCAAAUCGAAGAAAUUAAAGAACAGAAAUUGAGGAAGAAAUCUUUCAAGAAGCAAAUGCAGGAAAAAAAGCUCGCUGCAUUAUUUUCAUCCACAUUGGAAAAAGAGAACAGAAAGUUACUCUCUUAUGUUAAAGAGGAUGCCAUCGUUAAGGAACCUGUUAAUGUAAAUGUUACAGAAAAUAAGGAAUGUCCUGAAAUCACUGGUCAAAAUCAUAAGAAAGGAAAAUCGAAAGCCAAAGGUGUUGAUUGUGAAAAAUUAAAGGAGGCUCAUAGUAAGCCAGAUUCAAAUGGGACUCCAAUUAAUGAAUCCUGUAAGGCAUCACAAAUGGAUUUGCCUUCACUUGAAGAUUUCGUUAAAUCCCAGGUGCAUGAGGGAUGCACAGCUUUGGAGAACCAGCGUUGUCACAGUGCGCUCGGAAUCUUUUCCCGCCUAUUAGAUAUCUUGGGAGAAACGGAUUUCAAGAAGCUACAUCUCAAUAAUAUAGACUGUGCUGUACUCGAGUAUGGCCAUGCAAAUGCUCUACUUGGCACUGGACAAUGUCAUGAGUUGACCAAAGCUGAAGAGCAGUUCAAACGGAUCCAAACUCAGUACACCAAAGAAAGAUUUAGCUGUCUAGCAGUUUAUGGAAUUGGGAAUGUCUAUUUUAGACAGAACAGAUUUUCAGAUGCCUUAAAACAGUAUGUUAAAUCACAGACCAUGGUGGCACAUAAGAUUGUACCAGGGGUCCUGAACUGGCCCUUAACAGAUGUUGUCAUUAAUGAAAGCAUUCCAGAAAAAUUAAAGUUGAUUUUGGAAAACCGUAUAGAAGAAUGCAAGUUCCCUCCAAGCCCUGAUGCUAUUUGUCGCUUUGAGAAAUGCCUCAGCGUGCCUAAAAUCCAAAUCUAUUUUACAGAUCCAGAUUUCAAGGGUUUUAUUCGUAUGUGGUGCAGUCUACUUUGUAAAGUCGAAUUUCAUAUUUGCUGUUGGAAGAAACUUAAAGCUAGUGCUUACUCUGAUAAGAUCGAUAAGGAUUUCCUUAAAAAUGCCUGUCUUACCCCAGACUGCAAGGGAAGAAUUUGUCAUAUUGUUAUCUAUGAUUCCACGGGAGUAGUGAAAUGUGAGUUUGAAGAUAAAAUUGUUAGAAAGAAAGAACCCCCGAGAGCUACAUCUAAACAGAAAACGAAUAGCAACAAGAAAUUUAAAAUGAAGCCUGAAAAUAAAGCCGAGCAUAAGAAAAUAUCACAAGAAGAUAUCGUAAUGCUGCCAGGCAAUGAGAUAUAUAAAAAUUCCAUGAGAACAUGUUGUAGGUUUGAUUUAAAAGCAAUCGAUAAUCACAAUGAAAUAAUGUUAAUGCAAAUUGCACAGAAGAAGGUGGUGAUUAGGUAUGGACUCUGCGACACUAAGGAAUUCCAAGACUUGUUAGUCUUAUGGAAUGUUAUAAGUUCCGAAGAACUUGAAGCCUUUUCCUUUCAGACGUCCUGCCAGUGUGGGCACGAAGAGAUGACUCUUCUCUUACAGCACCUGUUCGAAAUGAACAACAGAGUGAAGACUAGGAUUUUUCUCUUCUGUCUGGAAAAGUGUGGUCAUUCAGUAACAUUAGAUCUUCUUGAAUGGCUAUUUAUAGUUGACGAGGCAGGUUUUGAGGCGGCCGAAAACUUUCACAUAAUGUACCUAGAAUUGCUGAAUAAUCUUAAUCUGGAGUCUGUAAUUAAUCCGUGGAACGAGACCUAUGGAAAGUAUCUAAAUUUCCCUCUCAAGGAAAGUACCAUGGAGAAAGUGAUUGCUAAAUUGCAUGAAGCCGAGCUAUUUCGUUUCUUCAUAUGGUUUCUAGACGAGAACAGGGGGACAAUCACAUACCGAGGCCUGGAGGAGGUUUUAGAUAUAUAUUUUACAGACAUGGAUGCACCAUAUUAUAAUUUUAGAGCCAAAUCCACGAAUGAAAACAAUUCCACUAAGUGUAUCAAAGUGAAAAACAAACACAAGAAAAAGAAGCAGAACCAGACAAAGACUGUUUACACGUAUUCUGGGGGUGUGAGCACUAGACCGCAGGAGGAAGACAUUUUCACUGAAGAGAAUACUCUAAGCCUGCUGAAUCCACAUGAACCAUUUCUAGUGCCCGACUUUUUGCGUCAUCAGAUAGAAGAAUUUGAGACCAUUUACGAACCUGAUUUUGGUUUAAGUCGGUUCCACCGGCCGGAUAUUCAGACGGCAGAUGUUGUGCGGGAAACACUCUAUGAUUAUUUUUCUCAGAUUUUAGAUGAACACGGGCCUUUGGAAGUAGACAACCAGCUAUUGGUUGGAGAAUAUAAUGGGUUUCCUGACGACACUCACAGACUGGUGGAAGAAUCUGGGGGUCUUAAGAAAUUUCUCCUGGAGUCAAACCGUUUUGCUAUGGUGGGAGACCUACUUGGGCUACCGAUGCAAGCAGCUCUCUUGGAAAGUGAUGUUGUUGGACCCACACUGAACCCGACUGCUCAGGAAUUUAGUCCUACGGCUAAUAAACCUUGUAGUGAAAUAUUCCAUACUAAUAACACUUCAACUAUACCAUAUUAUCCCUAUAGUACUAUAGCGAUUAAUUCACCUACAGCUCUACCCAGCGACCUUUUAACUAAUAAUGCACCACUGCCCUAUUCUUUGCUUGAUACAAAUCAUGGAUCUGUGCCUUUAAUGACUAUGGGAACAACAGUUAUUCCUGAUCAGAGUAUAGGACUGAUACCUGCCAUGAAUGUAGAUCUAUGUUAUAUUAAUGUGGGUAGUACUGGUUCAUAUAAUUUAAGUAGGCCAGAAACAGUUCAACAGACAAACAUCCAGGUGAAUCAAGAAUCGUCGUAUGUUAAACCUUGGAACAUCACUGAUCUCUCUCCACAAAAGAAUAAUCUCCAAUCUGUUACUCCACGGAAUAAGCAGACUGCCAUAGUAGCUGUCCAGGUAGAUAUAGAGACGGCUGAGCAUGAUGUCAAUACCGAUCCAUAUCAACCAUAUGAAACUCAGCAGGGUGAUAUUCUGCGCAUGGAAAAAGAACUUAUAGUAGUCAGAGAGCACAUGAAAGAAGCAACAGAUAAAUAUGACCAUCUUGACAGUCGCUAUCAGGAGGAAAUAACUGGAUUCAGUAAACAGAUCCAUGAAGCUAUAGAAACAAAUAAGAUUGCAAAGAAAGAAUUUGAAUGGCUCAAUCAAGAGUCUGAGAUUGAAGCUAAGAAAUGGCAGCAGGAGAAAAAAGAAAAUCAGGACAAAAUCAGAGCGAUAAAGAAUAAUAAUAAAGUAGUAACAGAGACAAACGAGAGAUAUUCUAGGGAGAUUGAGGAGAAGAAGAAACAAUAUGAAAAAUAUUUAGAUAAUUUUCUUCAUAUAUGUGUCGGGAAUUUUGAGAAGGAGAGAUCUAUGUUGGAGGAACGUAUUAAACAACUACAAGAAGAAUUAGAGGAAAUCCAUGCAAGAGCUGUCGCCGCUGAGGUAAAUGUGCUGGAAAAUAGAAAGCAGAGUGAACUAUUAAAGCUAAGGAGCAAGUCGACGAAGGCAGAAAGCCAUAUGCAUCAAUUAAAAGCCAUGGCCAUCAGCCACCAAAACUCUGCAGAAACUCGGAAACAGAUGAGCAAUCUGGAAUCUUUCCUUUCAACAGUCGCACCGGAAACUGAGAACAUUACGUCAAAGUUUGAUGAGAAAAUCAAGCUGGUGAAAAGUGGUACCAAGCUGUGUAAUGUCAUAGAAAUCCCAGCGAGCAGCAUGCAGCCCGUCUUACAAAGUCAAUCAUCGACCCAGGCAUCAUCAACUCCAUCUGCUCAUUCUAGUCCUUCACCUCCAGCUUCUCUAAAGUCCCCAAAAAAGAAUAAGACCGUAACUAAAAUUACCCCAUCAAAGGAAGCUAUGAAGGUUCCUUCUGUACCUCCUGGCGCUAUCAAGCCAAAGGUCCAGAAACCGGCAUCAGCAGUGGAAAGAGGGGCAUUUGGUAAGGAGAAAAGAGACCAGCUGCCACCUGAAACAAGACAUCUGUCCCCUGCUAAACAAACACCAUUCGAUCGGAUCAUCGUGGAACUGCAGGAAAUAUUCCCUCACUACAAAAGUGGAGAGCUUGCAGUCUUCAUUAAGGAGGUACGUAGCAGGAUAGGAGGCACUCUGAGCGGAAUGAAUAAAGAUGAAAUCAUUGCUAGAGUCACGGAGUACAUACUGGACCAUCAGGCCAAGUGUGGGAGUUCGACAAAUCAGGCUGCAACAGUAGGAAUUGUUCCUAAACCGGUACAGCCUGGUCCUCAGCCGGCCCCUGCAGCCCAGAGUAAGGCACCUUGGAGAGUAGUGACCAGUUCUUCAAAGAACAAGUUUCAGAAAUCGAACAAAUGCGAGUUUCCCUCUGAUGAACCCUGUAUUAUUUGUCAUGAUGAACUCCGACAAUACCCUCUGCACAUGCUGGACUGUGGACAUUGUUUUCACAAACAUUGCAUAACAAAAUGGCUGCACACACAAAGCACAUGCCCGACUUGUCGAGACCACGCUCUGCUGCCUGAAGAUUUCCCUGCACUCUCUGGAAGACUGAGAACCGCCUAGUAUAAUUGCCAAAAAACAGGGCACAUAGCUUGCUUUUCCUGUAUUCUGGCAAUGUAUUGUUUUACAAAUUUCAGCCUUUUUUUCCAGAGGGAAGAGACAGCAUUGCGCCUGUUUGUCAUUCACACGGAUAAACCUUGUUGUACCAGUUUCAAGCAGCAACAUUUGCUGGAUGUUUAAAUAUACAUAUUGCUUUUAUCUUAUUCCUGGUUUCCAUUUGGCAAACCGCGUAUAAUUUUCUAUCACAAUAGUUUUCUGUUUGCUUUUUCCCGUAUGAUGGGAGCAGCUCAUGUAAAAUGUACUUUAAGGUUAAUUUGUGAAUCAUUAGGAUUACGGCAAACAAACAAAUAGUUGGUAUUUUACAAAAUGCUCUGCAAGGAAUGGUACAUGGGCUUUUUCUUAAACAUCAGCACCCAAGCCAUUUUACCUUGCUUUCAUUUCAUGUCCGUAAAGAGCCAGAUGGUUAGAGUUGCCCCAAACAAGUGAGUUUCUUCUCUGUAUCCAUUGGGGACAGAUAUAAAGUCAUAUAACAUCGCAUCAUAUAAAAUGGUUAUAUUAUUAUAAAAAUAAAUAAUAAAAAGUGAAGACAAUACUGAUUUGCUUCACUUUACCAUUAAAAAUAAAUAAAAGUACUGCUUAUUUAAAGGACCUGCUGUAAUACUAAGUUACCCGUUGGAUUAUUGUUAAUGGUAUUAGGAAUGCCAGCUCGCAGUUGGGGAAUCUGCAUUUCAGUAAUAUUCAAUAUCUAUCGAGCAUUUGUCUACAUUUAAUGUGCCAAUAUAUCACAGAAUAUUCAGUGAUAUAACUAUUAGCACCAGAUUUAUCAAAGUGUCACGGUCUGAAAA
Messenger RNA from Pelobates fuscus (common spadefoot toad), 6419 nucleotides. It is a transcript of the gene TTC3, whose product is annotated as tetratricopeptide repeat domain 3. The coding region runs from base 100 to 5577 and encodes 1825 amino acids. The transcript is spliced from 46 exons. Gene Ontology annotation, molecular function: protein binding. The record is from RefSeq and is a predicted model, not a curated record. Lineage: Eukaryota; Metazoa; Chordata; Amphibia; Anura; Pelobatidae.